AUGUCCUCCGUGCCGCUUCUUCGGACCCCGGUCCCCAGCCCUCAGCGCAACAAUGGCACCCCCAGAGCUCCGAAGCUUACACUGGGUAUCCCUCCAUCGCCAAACGCCAAACCCGUCAAUGGCAAUGGCGUCCCCGCCAUGGUGGCCCCUCCACAACCUCAACCUGGCCCCUCCCGCCCGGCUCUCCGCCUAGCCACUCCUAUGAUCAACCCGAAUGCCCCGCAGCCGGUCAACCGCAUGGCCAACGGUCGACCAGGUCCUCCAUCACUAGCACUUUCUACGGGUGGACUUGGUGUGAAUGGCCAACCGAUGUUGAAGGCGAAUGGCGGAAGCAGUAAUCCCAUCUCCGCAAACUCCUCCGUUUCAACAGUCGACAUCGCGAGGGGUCUCCGUGAAUCUGGCGGCUCCGAUCCUGCAUCCGCAAUCAGCUCAUUUGAUGGAGAGGGCAACGAUCAGCUGGAAGGCGAGAAUGGUGUGAGCGCACUUGGUUUCGACCUGGAUCGGUUGAGUUUAGAGAAAGGUCGUCCCCUCGAUGUCGAAGAUCUCGAUGAUAAGGGCUGGCACGCGGCCAGCGAACAAAAGAAGAUUAUUGAGCUUGGUAGCCUGGGUGAAGGUGCCGGUGGUGCUGUUACUCGGUGUCAGCUCAAGGGCGGCAAGACUGUAUUUGCAUUGAAGAUCAUCACUACCGACCCCAACCCAGAUGUGAAGAAACAAAUUGUUCGUGAACUUAACUUCAAUAAGGACUGUGCAUCCGAGCAUAUCUGUCGCUACUAUGGUGCCUUUAUGGACAAGACAUCUGGUACAAUCUCUAUUGCCAUGGAAUUCUGCGAAGGUGGUAGCCUUGACAGUAUCUAUAAGGAAGUGAAGAAACUGGGUGGGCGUACGGGCGAAAAGGUGCUUGGCAAGGUUGCAGAGGGUGUGCUAAACGGAUUAACGUACUUGCAUAGUCGCAAGAUCAUCCAUCGAGAUAUCAAACCCUCCAACAUCCUCUUGUGCCGGAAUGGCCAGGUCAAGCUUUGUGAUUUCGGUGUCAGCGGCGAGUUCGGCACCAAAGGCGAUGCCAACACUUUCAUCGGCACCUCCUACUAUAUGGCCCCGGAACGUAUUACAGGCCAAUCGUACACCAUCACAUCCGAUGUCUGGUCUUUGGGUGUGACUUUGCUGGAAGUCGCGCAACAUCGAUUCCCUUUCCCCGCCGAUGGCACUGAGAUGCAACCCCGUGCCGGAUUAAUAGACCUCCUCACCUACAUUGUCCGCCAGCCAAUCCCCAAACUGAAGGAUGAGCCGGAAAAUCGGAUUAAGUGGUCGGAUAACUUCAAGUACUUCAUUGAAUGCUGUCUUGAGAAAGAGCCUCCUCGACGAGCAACUCCUUGGCGGAUGCUGGAACAUCCAUGGGUGCAGGAUAUGAAGAACAAGAAGGUCAACAUGGCGAACUUCAUCACGCAAGUGUGGGACUGGAAGAAUUAA
Molecule: messenger RNA, 1467 nt
Organism: Penicillium pulvis
Lineage: Eukaryota; Fungi; Ascomycota; Eurotiomycetes; Eurotiales; Aspergillaceae
Product: dual-specificity mitogen-activated protein kinase kinase
Exons: 4
Coding region: 1-1467 (488 amino acids)
Biological process (GO): protein phosphorylation
Molecular function (GO): ATP binding; protein kinase activity
Source: RefSeq, a predicted model, not a curated record